This is a messenger RNA of Ipomoea triloba (trilobed morning glory), 1922 nucleotides long. RefSeq names its product glucan endo-1,3-beta-glucosidase 8-like. Gene Ontology annotation, biological process: carbohydrate metabolic process. The transcript is spliced from 2 exons. NCBI's taxonomy places the organism in Eukaryota, Viridiplantae, Streptophyta, Magnoliopsida, Solanales, Convolvulaceae. The record is from RefSeq and is a predicted model, not a curated record. Bases 252 to 1697 code for a protein of 481 amino acids. Gene Ontology annotation, molecular function: hydrolase activity, hydrolyzing O-glycosyl compounds. Gene Ontology annotation, cellular component: plasma membrane.
CCAACAAUGAUUCUCUCUUUCUUCACCCUUUUUGUUCAUCUUAUCCAAAUCCCUGCUGGGUUUUUCCUUUUCCUAUUUCCUUUUCUACAUAUUUCUAUUCCAUUUUGUUUUCUCAAGAAUCAUUCAACAAUCCCACAAAUUUUUGCUAAAAAAAGAUGCCACUUUCAUAGCAAUUUCACCUCUUCCAGUGAAAAAGAUUCCAUCUUUUUUAUAUAUAAACCAUCCAAUCAAGAUUUGUUUUUUCAGAGUUUAUGGGCAAGCAAAGGAUGUUUAAAAUCUGGGUUUUUGUAUAUAUACCAAUAUUAUUUUGUACUAGUAGUAUGCAUGUGGGGGGGCUUGGGGUGAACUGGGGGACCAUGGCAACCCACCAGCUGUCACCCAAAGUUGUGGUGCAGAUGCUGAAGGACAAUGGGAUUCAGAAGGUGAAGCUGUUUGAUGCUGAUCAGUCCACCAUGGGAGCUCUUGCAGGGACUAGCAUUGAAGUAAUGGUGGCCAUUCCCAAUGAUCAGCUUCUUGCUAUGAAUGACUAUGGCAGAGCUAAGGAUUGGGUGAAGCGCAAUGUCACUCGCUAUAACUUCAGAGGAGGUGUCAACAUUAAAUAUGUUGCAGUUGGUAACGAGCCAUUUCUUGCAUCAUAUAACAACUCUUUCAUACACACGACCUUUCCAGCGCUUCAGAACAUCCAAAAUGCCCUAAACGAGGCAGGACUUGGGAGCAAUAUAAAGGCGACUGUGCCCCUAAAUGCUGACGUCUACAACUCGCCUGAGAGCAACCCGGUGCCUUCAGCUGGUAGGUUUCGGGCAGAUAUCAGCGAGGAAAUGAUCCAAAUCGUGCAGUUCCUGCACCAGAACAAUGCACCUUUCACGGUAAACAUAUACCCCUUCUUGAGUCUCUAUUUGAAUGAAAACUUCCCUGUCGACUAUGCCUUCUUUGAUGGUACAGCCAAUUCAGUAGUUGAUCACGGGAUCCCAUACACGAACGUGUUCGAUGCCAACUUUGAUACCCUGGUUUCAGCCCUAACCGCGGCUGGGUAUGGUGACACCCCGGUUUUGGUUGGAGAAGUGGGAUGGCCAACCGAGGGAGACAAAAACGCUAAUGUAAACUUGGCCUAUAGGUUCUACCGGGGACUCUUGCCAAGACUGGCAGCUAAUAGAGGGACGCCCCUGAGGCCCGGGUAUAUAGAGGUGUACCUGUUUGGGCUUCUCGACGAGGAUGCCAAGAGUAUAGCGCCCGGUAACUUUGAGCGCCAUUGGGGGAUUUUCAGGUACGAUGGACAGCCAAAGUUCCCCAUGGACCUCUCGGGCCAGGGACAAGACAGGUACCUCGUGGGCGCCAAGGGCGUGGAAUACCUUCCAAAGAGAUGGUGUAUGUUGAGGCCAGAAGCGAGGGAUUUGAGCAGACUCGGGGACAAUAUCAACUACGCUUGCACGCAUUCAGAUUGCACCGCUCUUGGGUAUGGCUCUUCGUGCAAUGGUUUGGACACGAGUGGCAACGCAUCGUACGCGUUCAAUAUGUAUUUUCAGGUGCAGAAUCAAGAUGACUUGAGCUGUAAUUUCCAGGGUUUGGCAAUGGUGACUGACCAGAACAUAUCUCAGGGAAACUGCAACUUCACCAUUCAGAUAGUGGCUUUGUCUCCCAGGUUAUUGCCAGGGAUUAUGGCACUUUUAACAGGCUUUACAUUUUUGUUAUUAUUAUAGAAAAAUAUAUAUAUUUUGUGCAGAAACUUCCUAUGUCCUGGUGGUAAUCUUGAAUAUUGUUUUGUGCUAGCUGUUGUAAAUUUUUGCUAGUGUUACUGUGUUGUGUUGUAAUAAAUGUUCAACCCUGUAUUACAUUUUUUGGUGAUUAGAGAAAACCAUUACUCGAGAGUGUGUACAAUAUAAAUUUUACUUCCUGUACGAUGGAUCAACUUAGAGUUAUAAAAA